Molecule: messenger RNA, 2484 nt
Organism: Thunnus maccoyii (southern bluefin tuna)
Lineage: Eukaryota; Metazoa; Chordata; Actinopteri; Scombriformes; Scombridae
Product: GTPase IMAP family member 9-like
Exons: 4
Coding region: 90-1370 (426 amino acids)
Molecular function (GO): GTP binding
Source: RefSeq, a predicted model, not a curated record
CACUUCAGCAGAUCUGCUCUUCUCUCUUUAAAACAAAAAUCAACAGCAACAUAUUAAAACAAGCAAGUGCCAGUACCGUCUAAACGAAGAUGGACGGUGGAAAACAGAGGAAGGGUGGAGCAGAGAGAGAAGGAGAUGCCACUAAAAGCUUCAAAAUGGAUCAAAUGAAUGCAUGCACGGGACCACCACUGCCAGAUGGAGAGAGUAACACUGGUGCCACAGUAGAACAGACAUCCGAUACUUCAGAGCAACCUGCAGCCGUCAGGUCUACACCUCCCACAGUCUUCAACAAUAAUGAGCUGAUCAGGAUUGUGUUGGUGGGGAAGACUGGAGCUGGGAAGAGCGCCACAGGAAACACCAUUCUGGGACAAAAGAAAUUUAAAUCCGAGUUUGCCUUUAUAUCUUUGACAGAAUGCUGUCAAAAGGCUUAUGGUGAUGUGGAUGGACAAAUGGUUGCUGUUAUCGACACUCCAGGUCUGUUUGACACCAGGAACACUGAAGAGAAAACAGCUGAAGAUAUUGUCCAGAGCAUUUCUUAUGCUUCACCUGGACCUCAUAUCUUCCUGGUUGUCAUUAAACUGGGCAGAUUCACAGAGGAAGAAAAACACACAGUAGAGAAGAUUCAGGAAAUCUUUGGUGAGGAAGCCAACAAAUACAGCAUGGUUCUCUUUACCCAUGGUGACCAACUCAAAGGGAAAACUAUUGAGGAGCUCUUGGAGGAGAGCAAAGCUCUGCAGGAACUUGUGGCCAAAUGUAACAACCAGUACCACGUGUUCAAUAAUGAACUGAAGGAUCAUUCUCAGGUCAGAAAGCUGCUCGAGAAGAUAAGAAAUAUAAAUGUGCAGAAUGGAGGAAGCUACUACAACACUGAAAUGUUCCAAAAGGCCGAGAGAGCGAUAGAAGAGAAGAAACAACAAAUCUUGCAAGAGAAAGAAAAGCAAAACUGCAAAGAGCAGGAGGAACUGAGGAAGGAAAUAGAGAAAGAGUAUCAGCAAAAGAUGAGAGAAAUGGAGGCUGAGAAGGAGAAACAGUUGAGGGCUGCUCAGGCAGAGAGAGAAGAGGAGAAACAAAGAAUCCUGAAAGAGAAAGAAAAGCAAAACCGCAGAGAGCAGGAGAAACUGAGGAAGGAAAUAGAGGAAAAGUAUCAGCAAAAGAUGAGAGAGAUUGAGGCUGAGAUGGAGAAAUUAAGAGAAGAACGUGAAAAAGAAGAAAAAGAGAAAAUAAAAAAACUAAAAGAAGAGCAAGAAUUUCAGGCCAGAAAGGAAGCCGAGAACAAUGCUAAGGUCAAAGCCAUGUUGAUUGAUUUUGGUGUACUUGCUUUGUCUAUCAGCUUAAUGGUGUUGUCCAGAGGACAAUGUAAACUAAGAUAGAUGAAUAGACAACAGUUGAAGAUAUUGCUCAGUGCAUUUCUUAUGCUUCUCCUGGACCCCAUACCUUCCUGGUAGUACAGCUAGUAAUAUGUGUUCAUUAAUGACUUUAAGGAUCAUUCUCAGGUCUAACAGCUGCUCAAGAAGAUCAGAAUGGAGCCACUACACCACUAAAAUGUUCCAAAGAGCAGAGAGAGCUAUCAAAGAGAAGAAACAACAACAACAACAACAACAUGAGAAAAAAACUGAAGGAACACCAAGAAUUUCAAGCUAGAAGCCGAGAAGAGAAAUUCAAUAAUCCAACUGUUAAUUCAAAUGAUUCAUGUCUGUUUAUCUCUACUUUUGCAAAUCAUCUAUUAGAAAAAAAAUUUGUUUCGUCAUGUGAAGCCACGUGUCUUGACAGUUUCCACAGCAAAUUUUGUGUUUCCAACUCAAACAGAAAAAAAUUCAGUGGGGCUUUUCCUUAACAUACAAAAUAUAGUCGUUAGUCAUUAAUGGGUUAAAUAAAGGUUGAAUGAAAGAAUCAUUUCUACAGGAAACAGAACAAUAUCAAUGUGUUGAUUUAUUUCAAAGACCUGCUGGAAGUCAAACCCAGAAAUGUUUUAAAAGCUUAACAUCUUGUGAAAGUAGCAUCAGUUGACUGGGUUUGCAGAGCUCAUGUUCAUUUGUUAUCAUGUUGUGAACAGAGAGUAGAAAGUCCAGUUGUAAAGGCUGGCCGCACCCAAUAUAUGCACAUUGGCAAUUUAAAAGAAAGUGUGUCAUUUCUUGUAAAUGCAGAUGGGAGAAGUGAACAGGGUGGACUGUUUAUCUGAAUGAACUCUGAACAUCCGGGAGGAUUUUUUCAUGUCUAUCUUGAUACAGUACUCUUAUGCCAUAUACUGUAUCAUAUGUUAUGAGCCAUAUAAACAAGUCAUAUAUAUAUUAUUGUUGGCUGUAAUUAUUCCCACUGAAUCAGAAUCAGAAACAGGUUUAUUGCCAAAUAAGUUUGCACAUACAAGGAAAUUUGUCUUGGUGUUGUGGUGCAUAAUAAUAAAAAAUUAGAAGGUAAGAGAAAAAACAAUUAUCCAUGCAACGUGAGAAGAAUUACAACAACCACAAAAGAAAGGUGAUAUGAAUA